CGUGAACUCGAAUCGAACAACACAUCAUCAUCUGGGAGAAGAUCGUCGGAGAAAAACGGGCCAAAAGUGGAUCAAAAAGUGCAAUUUUGGCAUAAAACAUCAUGAUUCACAGUUUAUUCAUCGUCAAUUCCAGUGGCGAUGUCUUCCUGGAGAAACAUUGGCGCAGUGUCGUGUCCCGCACUUGUGUGUCCUACUUUUUGGAUGCCCAGCGGGAGAACCCAAAUGAUGUCCCUCCGGUGAUUUCCACACCCCAUCACUAUCUGGUAUCGAUUCAGCGGGGAGGAGUUUCGCUGGUCGCUGCUUGCAAGCAGGAAUGUCCGCCGUUGUUCGUCAUAGAGUUUCUCCAUCGAGUGGUGGACACCUUCGAGGAUUACUUCUCGGAGUGCACGGAGAGUAUAAUCAAGGAAAACUACGUGGUGGUCUAUGAACUGCUGGACGAAAUGUUGGACAAUGGAUUCCCGCUGGCCACGGAGAGUAACAUCCUGAAGGAGCUGAUCAAACCGCCGAAUAUUCUGCGGACCAUUGCCAAUUCCGUGACGGGGAAGUCGAAUGUUAGUGGCACGCUUCCUACCGGUCAAUUGUCGGCCAUUCCAUGGAGAAGAACCGGCGUUAAGUACACCAACAAUGAGGCGUAUUUCGACGUGGUGGAGGAAGUAGAUGCCAUCAUCGACAAGAAUGGGCAGACCAUCUUUGCGGAAAUUCAGGGAUAUAUCGACUGCUGCAUCAAACUGAGCGGAAUGCCGGACUUGACCCUGUCGUUCAUGAACCCGCGCCUAUUCGACGACGUUUCCUUCCAUCCGUGCGUCCGCUUCAAACGCUGGGAGUCGGAACGGAUCCUCUCGUUCAUUCCACCGGACGGUAACUUCCGCCUGAUGUCCUACCACGUCGGGUCGCAAAGUGUAGUAGCAAUCCCAAUCUACGUGCGGCACAGUCUAAGCCUCAAACCGGGCGAACAAGGUCGAAUGGACAUUACGGUGGGACCGAAGACGACCCUGGGUCGCGUGGUGGAAGGUGUUAAGCUGGAGAUCCGGAUGCCAAAAGCGGUGCUGACGUGUGCCCUGCUCGCCAGCCAGGGCAAGUAUACGUUCGAUCCGGUGACGAAAACCCUCCACUGGGACGUGGGCAGAAUCGACGUGACCAAACUGCCGAACAUUAGGGGAACGGUGUCGGUGCAGUCGGGAUGUACUUCGCUGGAGACCAGCAUCGAUCGGGUGCAGUUCACCAUUUCUCAGCUUGCUGUGUCCGGGUUGAAGGUGAACCGACUGGAUAUGUACGGCGAAAAGUAUAAGCCCUUCAAGGGGGUCAAGUAUGUUACGAAGGCAGGCAAGUUCCAGAUACGCAUGUGAAGGUAAACGCUCUUCUAUUGUGUCAAUCUCAACCGUAUUUUAUGUUGUGUAAUCACCCAGUAAUAUAUGUUAUUUAAGAGAUUAUACCAUUCCAAUUUGA
Molecule: messenger RNA, 1446 nt
Organism: Aedes albopictus (Asian tiger mosquito)
Lineage: Eukaryota; Metazoa; Arthropoda; Insecta; Diptera; Culicidae
Gene: carmine
Product: AP-3 complex subunit mu-1
Exons: 6
Coding region: 102-1346 (414 amino acids)
Biological process (GO): endocytosis; intracellular protein transport
Cellular component (GO): cytoplasmic vesicle; clathrin adaptor complex
Source: RefSeq, a predicted model, not a curated record